This is a messenger RNA of Harmonia axyridis, 1438 nucleotides long. RefSeq names its product retinoic acid receptor RXR-alpha-A (gene Hr83). Gene Ontology annotation, biological process: anatomical structure development; cell differentiation; regulation of transcription by RNA polymerase II. The coding region runs from base 82 to 1128 and encodes 348 amino acids. Gene Ontology annotation, molecular function: RNA polymerase II cis-regulatory region sequence-specific DNA binding; nuclear receptor activity; zinc ion binding. The record is from RefSeq and is a predicted model, not a curated record. The transcript has 4 exons. Lineage: Eukaryota; Metazoa; Arthropoda; Insecta; Coleoptera; Coccinellidae.
GACCUAACGAUCAUUAAAGGUGACGAGUGUUCAAAUAUUAAGAAGGCUCUUCAGGUGCGUUGAGUGUUGAUUAUUGUCCGAAUGACAGGGAACGUCAAAAGGCCACGUGGCGGGGGUGGAAAACCCUCGAGUUUUCCUGUUUUUCUAUUAUUUUUAAUAAGGCACCUGUCAGUCGCCUUAAAUAAUGGCAAGAGAGUAUAUAAGAGCAGUGAUUUUUAUAUUUUUCAGUCACUAACAUUACGGCGAUUUGCUAAACGGGUAUUCCUAGAAAACAGGAGUAUGGGUCGUACAUUACCAAUACCAGUGGCUUGCAGAGUAUGCGGGGAUAAAUCCUAUGGAAAACACUAUGGCGUUUACUGUUGCGAUGGCUGUUCGUGCUUCUUCAAGAGGAGUAUCAGAAGAAACAUUAUUUAUACUUGUAUUUCUGGCGAAGGUAGAUGCAUCAUAGACAAAUCUAGAAGAAAUUGGUGCCCCUACUGUCGCUUGCAGAGAUGUUUUGCUGUAAACAUGAAUGUUAAAGCUGUCCAGGAAGAACGUGGUCCAAGAAAACCAAGAAGCAUGAACAGAACAGUAGAUAAGCAACUUCUAGAUGCGGAUGUUGACAUAACCUUCAUUCGACUCCAAAAAGAAUUGCUCCCAAUACACGAGAAAGCCUCUCAUGUUUUCCUGACAACAAUAAAACAACUUAGGACAAACUCAUCCUUCGGUAUUCUCAACAAGGUGUCACAGAACAAUAUUCUGUCCCAUCUGUGGGCACCACUCUUCAUCUUGAAGUUCUCCUUUUGGUCUCUGGAUGCCGACAUCGAUAUUCCAAACUUCAGCAAAGUUUUCAUGCGCUUACAUGAUUUACAUCUGGAUGUUGUGGAUGUUGAACUACUUGAGACUAUUAUGUUGUGUAGGUCUGACCUUUUGGACGACCCUCAGCAGGUAGAUCUGGUGAAUUGCGUUCUUCAGAGAAGUAUGGAUGGUUUGGUGGUUAAAUACUCUUAUAAUUUUAGGAGGUUCACAGCGAUUUUAUUGAUGAUUCCUGUUUUAUUAUCAUUUAAGUCAUCAGUUCUUUAUAAUGCACUUUUUCGACCUAUUAUAGGAGAUGUUCCUAUCGAAAGAGUUAUUGCAACGAUUCAGUAGUUGAUUUUUUUAUUGGAAUUUACUUGAUGAAAUUUAAUAUUUUCCUGAUCAAAACAAGAAACAAAUUAAUAGAAAUAAAAAUGACAAGAUUGUAAAGCAAGGAGUUUGAAUCUGAAUUCUUCAAAUGAUUCACAUUUGUUGUGGUAUUUUUUUAAAUUUUGUCUUUGUUGUUACAUACAAUAUUGAAAGAGGAGUUUUAUUCUCGGUUUUAAUUGUCCGAAUGCCCUGAAUACACAAUUUUGGAAUAAAAUUUUAUGUGCAAGUCUGGGUAAUAUUGUUCAUUAAAUAAAUAAAUCGAAAUGGAUAUUAG